Molecule: messenger RNA, 1503 nt
Organism: Rotaria sordida
Lineage: Eukaryota; Metazoa; Rotifera; Eurotatoria; Philodinida; Philodinidae
Source: the annotation of a GenBank genome assembly
AUGUAUCGUUUUACUGAUGUAGAAUCAACUCCGAAACGACUUACUUCAGUCUAUGGAUACUUAGCACAUGAACUGUUGCCUCUACAGAAAGCUCUCGAACCAAUCUCGUCUCAAAUCAAUCAACUAGAUCGUUUUAGUAAAAUAGCUAAAAAUGAAUGUCACUUUCCUUCAGAACAUGGACUUACUCGAGAUGAAUCAGCCGCUAUUUUUCUCUAUACAAUGGAAUGGGGUAAGAAUAGUUUAUACCAAGUAAUGAAUCGUGCUCUUCGUGCAGAAGAUCGAUCAUCAUUAAAACCAUGGUUUGGCUAUCUGAAAUUAUUUGAUACAGCUGUACAAAAAUUACCUAUUGUUCGAAAGAAUCUAUGGCGUGGUGUUGCAACAGAUAUAGCCAAGAACUUUAAAAAAGGCGAUGAGUUCACUUGGUGGACCAUUAGUUCAUGUUCAACUUCAGUUAAUAUGAUCAAAGAUUUUCUAGGAUCCAGCUCAACAUUAUUCUUGAUCGAAGCUGUGAAUGGAAAAGAUAUUUCAAGGUAUACGAAUUACUCAAGUGAAAGUGAAGUUAUUCUUUGUCCAGGUACUCGACUUCGUGUUAUCAGUGAUCCUCUUGAUCAACCAUACAUGCAUAUAGUUCAUUUACAAGAAAAUAAUGAUGAGGGAGAGUUGAAAGAGGGAAAAAAGCACGGCAAAGGAACAAUGAAUUAUGCGAACAAUGAUAAGUACUCAGGCGAUUGGGUCGAUGAUGUAAGAACAGGUCAAGGUGUCUACGUUUAUGCUGGUGGUAGUCAUUACGAGGGACAAUAUAAAGAUAACAAAAAACAUGGCAAAGGUACAUUUGUUUGGGGAUCAGAUACUAAAUGUGCUGGCGACAAGUACACUGGCGAUUGGGUCGAUGGCGUAAGAACAGGUCAAGGUGUCUACGUUGAUGGUAGUGGUAGUCGUUACGAGGGACAAUAUAAAGAUAACAAGAAACAUGGCAAAGGUACAUUUGUUUGGGGACCAGACACUAAAUAUGCUGACGACAAGUACACUGGCGAUUGGGUCGAUGAUGUAAGAACAGGUCAAGGUGUCUAUGUUUAUGUUGGUGGUAGUCAUUACGAGGGACAAUAUAAAUAUAACAAGGAACAUGGCAAAGGCACACUUGUUUGGGGACCAGAUACUAAAUGGGCUGGCGACAAGUACACUGGCGAUUGGGUCGAUGGCGUAAGAGCAGGUCAAGGUGUCUAUGUUUAUGCAAACGAACAGUUCUCGGGACAAUAUAAAGAUAACAAGGAACAUGGCAAAGGUACAUUUGUUUGGGGACCAGAUACUAAAUGGGCUGGCGACAAGUACACUGGUGAUUGGGUCGAUGGCGUAAGAGCAGGUCAAGGUGUCUAUGUUUAUGCUAACGGUAAUCGUUAUGAGGGACAAUUCAAAGAUGGCAAAUUACAUGGUAGAGGCAAAAUGAAGUAUGCUAAUGGCACAAUCAAGGAAGGAAUGUGGUCAAACAACACUUUUGUUGGCUGA